AUGGUGUACUUGAAAAGGGAUGGACGCGGGCAGUUGCUGUUGAAGGCAAUGUCGGAUGGUCGAGUGAUGAUCACCCAGGAAAGGAUCAAUCCGGACCUGACAAUCCCUGAAAUGCUGGUGUACGAAGGUAUGGAUGAAGUGUACAAGUUGACGUUCAAUGUAAUUCCGCUAGAUAUGUCAAAGAAUUUUAGGCUGAUAAAUGAAAUCUGA
Gongylonema pulchrum is the source of this 210-nucleotide messenger RNA. The record is from the annotation of a GenBank genome assembly. Lineage: Eukaryota; Metazoa; Nematoda; Chromadorea; Rhabditida; Gongylonematidae.